Messenger RNA from Poecilia latipinna (sailfin molly), 4961 nucleotides. RefSeq names its product kinesin light chain 1a (gene klc1a). The coding region runs from base 468 to 2135 and encodes 555 amino acids. The transcript is spliced from 14 exons. Gene Ontology annotation, cellular component: cytoplasm; kinesin complex. Gene Ontology annotation, molecular function: kinesin binding. Gene Ontology annotation, biological process: microtubule-based movement. NCBI's taxonomy places the organism in Eukaryota, Metazoa, Chordata, Actinopteri, Cyprinodontiformes, Poeciliidae. The record is from RefSeq and is a predicted model, not a curated record.
UCAGUAUUACCGGGGGAGGGGUGAGGGGGCGCCGGUUAACGCCAUUUUCACGCUCCGAGCAGUCACUCAUCGUCUCGCGGAGCUGUCAUCCGCAGCACCGAUUCAUUUGUUCAGUCCGUCACGUGACGCCUCGGUCUGGGCAGUGACGCGGAGCUGCUGUUGGUAUGGAACAGGACAGGAUAUUCACCUGAGCGGCUCCGGUUGGACUCAAUGUUUUGACGUAAGGCUGCUAGGUGCUAGCAUGUAGCUAACCGGACUGUAGCAUUUGAUGCAGUAAGGUCCAGCUAACCAAAACACACCCAACCACUGGACAAGCCACUGGUUGGAAUUUCUGUUUUUUCGUUCUUCAUAGUCUUCACAACCAUAAGCUGUUGGUGACAGAAAAGGGGACAGCUCGGGGGAAACGAGAAGGGUAAAUUGGAACGACUCAGUGGAGCUCCACUGGCAACGAAUGUCCCACAGAACGGAUGCGUGAGGACAUGUCCACAAUGGUGUGUGUGAAGGAGGAGGAGGACCCGGGGGAGAAACUGUCUCAGGAUGAGAUCAUCUCCCGGACCAAGCAGGUGAUGCAGGGCCUGGAAGCCCUGAAGCAGGAGCACCAUUCCAUCCUGGAAGGCCUGCUGGGCACGCUGCGCUGCCUGAAGCAGGACGAAGAGGGAGUCCUGGUGGAGGAGAAGUCGCACAUGAUCCGGAAAUCCCUGGAGAUGCUGGAGCUCGGUCUGAGCGAGGCUCAGGUGAUGAUGGCGCUGUCCAGCCACCUGAGCUCCGUUGAGUCAGAGAAGCAAAAGCUGCGGGCGCAGGUACGCAGGCUGUGCCAGGAGAACCAGUGGCUGAGGGACGAGCUGGCGGGAACGCAGCAGAAGCUGCAGAAGAGCGAGCAGAGUGUAGCGCAGCUGGAGGAGGAGAAGAAGCACUUAGAGUUCAUGAACCAGCUGAAGAAGUAUGACGAGGACCUGUCCCCCUCGGAAGAGAAGGAGUGUGACUCCAGUAAAGAGACCUUGGAUGACCUCUUCCCAGAUGACCAGGAUGACCAAGCUCCAGGCAUGCAGCCAGCUCACGGUAGCGCAGCGGCAGCAGCUGCCCAGCAGGGCGGCUAUGAGAUCCCAGCCCGCCUCAGGACCCUCCACAACCUGGUGAUCCAGUACGCGUCCCAGGGCAGGUACGAGGUGGCCGUGCCGCUCUGCAAGCAGGCGCUGGAAGACCUGGAGAAGACCUCUGGACACGACCACCCAGACGUAGCCACCAUGCUUAACAUCCUGGCGCUUGUUUAUAGGGAUCAGAACAAAUACAAGGAAGCAGCCAACCUGCUAAACGAUGCUCUGGCCAUCAGAGAGAAGACUCUUGGCAGAGACCAUCCAGCUGUGGCGGCUACCCUCAAUAACCUGGCUGUCUUAUAUGGGAAGAGAGGGAAGUACAAGGAGGCAGAACCUCUCUGCAAGAGAGCGCUGGAGAUCAGAGAAAAGGUGUUGGGGAAGGACCACCCAGACGUGGCCAAGCAGCUGAACAACCUGGCCCUGCUGUGCCAGAACCAGGGCAAGUAUGAGGAGGUGGAGUAUUACUACAUGAGAGCUCUGGAGAUCUACCAAACCAAACUGGGACCAGAUGACCCCAACGUGGCCAAAACCAAGAACAACCUGGCUUCCUGUUACCUAAAGCAGGGCAAAUUCAAGCAGGCUGAGACUCUGUAUAAAGAAAUCCUCACUCGCGCUCAUGAGAGGGAGUUUGGCUCUGUUGAUGAUGAGAACAAACCAAUCUGGAUGCAUGCUGAAGAGAGAGAGGAACAAAGCAAGGGGAAACUGAAGGACAGUUCACAAUUUGGAGAAUAUGGAGGCUGGUACAAAGCAUGUAAAGUUGACAGCCCCACGGUCACCACAACCCUGAAGAACCUGGGAGCUCUUUACAGGCGGCAGGGCAAGUUUGAGGCAGCUGAGACUCUGGAGGAGGCAGCCAUGCGCUCCAGAAAGCAGGGUCUGGACAAUGUGCACAAGCAACGCGUUGCUGAGGUUCUCAGUGAACCAGAGGCCGGCGACAAGCAUCGCAGCCGAGAGAGUCUGACUUCAGACACGGUGAAGUACGAGAGCGGGCCGGACGGUGGCGAGGAAGUGAGUAUGAGCGUGGAGUGGAACGGGGCUUAACUCCAGAUGCCUUGUAAUGGUUCUAAAAACUUGUCUUCUGCAUGACGGAUGCCUGGCCUCACCUCGCCUCCACCCCUCCAGCUUUGCGGUUUUCUUCAAUUUCCGGCUCCAACCCCCUCGAACCUCUCGCUCUUUUUUUUUUUUUUUUCCUGGAGGGAUUCUUCACACCACACUGAACCACACUGAUACCACUCUGACGCCUCUCUAACCCCACUGAAGUGUUCAUCUGCUGUGGGUGGUGGGCGACCGCUGUGACAGUAUGUCCAUAAACAUAGCUGUUCUGCCCAGGAGUUAUCUUCAUUUUGGCCUGAACUCCAAAACAAUGAGCUUAUUGUUGCUGUUCCUCGCAAAAGUUUUCAUAUUUUUGGAACUUUUUCUCUUUUUGACAGAAUACAAUCAUAAAAUUCAGCUUUGUGAUUUUUGGAGGAUUUUAUGGGAGAGACUAACACAAAGUAGUGCAUAAUUGUGAAAUGGAAGGAAAAGAUACAGUUUUCAAAACCUUUUACAAAUUAAAAUCUGAAAAGUGUGGCAGUGUUUUUUUUUUUUUUGUUCAGCACCUUUUACUUUGAUGCCCUAAAAAAUAUGUACCAUAGCAACCAACUGCCUUCAGAAGUCACUUAGUUAGUUGGUACAUCUGCUGCACAACAUCCACAGUGAAUCAUGGUGGUGGCAGCAUCAUUCUGUGUAGACAGAAAAGAAAUAGCUGGUCAGAGUAAAUGGACAAUAACUUGUAAACAAGUGGUCAAAGAUCUACAUUCAUAUGUGGGACUGCAGCUAACAAUUAUUGUAGUAAUUGAGUAUUUCAUCAAGUAUUCUGACAUUUAUUUGGAUAAAGAAAUUGGCACAUUAUGCAGAUUUUUCAUUUAACCUUUUAGGCCUAUUUUAUACUAGAAAUAUGUAAAAAAGAAAAAAAAAGGCAAAUAAAACAAUUCAGUUCCUUUCUCAAAAUAAGAAAAUAAAAAUUUCAUUGCCUAAAAUUUAAUAACAGCUUUCCUUUACUGAACACUUGAUCAUAUUUAGCUAAUUUACUAUUUAUUUAACUUAUUUUACUAAUUGACUAGUUAGUUUGCGAAGUUGUUAAGAAAAGCUGUUUGAUAAUGACUGAAGAGAGCUGGAUACAAAAAAAUACAUGGACGUUCAGUUAUGUGCUGCUAUUUUGUGUUGGUUUGUUGCCUAAAAGCUCUAAAAAGAAUAUAAAGAAAAAGGUUUGUGAUUGUAACUUGAAUAAGUUAUAAGGGGGAAUGAAUUCUUUUGCAUCACAUUUAAAUAUGAAUAGCUAACGCUGUUUAGAUCUCAACACAGCUGUCAGAUGGUUGUUCUAAUUCUUACACAUGUUGUUUUUUAUGACACCUGUGUACGUAUAUGCAGUUUUAUGGAAACGUGGAUCGUGAAUAUAGGCAAGUUUUCGCCUAUAUUAAAAAUAAUCAGGAUCAAGCAUUGGAUCUGCUCCUCUGUCAUUAGUCAUGUUUGUAAAAACGGAACCGACUUGAAGGCUACACGUCCAAAUGAAGCAAAACUGUAACAAAGUGUCAAGGACGAAGACACUUUGUUACAGUGUCUUAGAAAAGAGACAUUAUGGUUGAUGUUGAUUUUCCUUUGGGUCAGAAUGACAGGGAAACGUUUGGAUGUUCAAACAUAUCAGCCCCUAUUAAAAUCCACUACAAUAAUCUUCAUGUCUUAUAGAAACAUAACCUGUCGAUGGCAUUAUGACGUGACCUAUUCCAGUCAGAGAACACAGUUCAAACUUUGUCACCAGGUCAUGAUAUCCUGCAGGUCUAAUGAACUGAAUUACCCAUUUUCUGUUGACAGAAAUAAUCCGAGUAGUGACUAAACGCAUUGUAAAUAACAGCAUCAGCAUGAUCAGGAGCAGCGUAGUUUGUAGUUCUGCACAUCUAGGUCUUGCUUCCUGCCACAGUAGCCAGUAGUUUGUCACUUUGUGCUCAUCUGUUUACUGGGAGGUCAGGGGUCACUAGAGCAUGUGAAUGGCAGCUGGUUUUCAUGCAGGAGGAAUUAAAAUGUGGAUUUAAGAAAAGCUGUAAGUUUUUUAUUAUUAUUUAUUUAUUUAAUUUAAAACUGUAUUCAGAUAAAUUCGACUGAAAAAGAGUUUCAUCUUUACCGUCUGUGUAUCUAUCUUAGGGUUGGUAGUGAGAAAGUGACGGCAUUUGGUGUAAACAAGCAUUAUUUGUUGCAUUUCCUGGAACUUUGGGGUUUAAGUAGCCUUUUCCUCAGCCUGUCCUCGACUUCUGCUACUAAUAUUCUGUGUCCUCUGUCUCGUUUGUGCAUCUCCCAGUUUGUCUUUAACUUCUAAUAAAACCUAAUCUCUCUGCUUUACCUGAACCUGUGCCUCUUGCCUCUUUGUGCAUUCCUUCUCUGCUUCUGUGUGCCUUCGUGACCGAAUGAGAGUGAAGUUUCUGCACCACACAGCAGCAAAACACUUUCAUAUCUCACUUACCUGUGUCAUUUUUCAUUCCACAUUUUUCUAAAUUGUCUUUCAAAUUGUCAGUCUUUGUGUUCCAGAGGUUUACUGAGUAGUUUGGUGUCUAGGAAUUCACUAACAUCAGUUGACUUCUUGGAGACAUAGGGUUUGUCAAAGCUACAGUCCAGAUAGACUGAGAUCAAAGUUAGCUGUAGUUUACAACAUGAUCAAAAUGUUUUAGGCUUAAACAGAAAAGCCUUUAUGCUUCAGAAAUAAUGUAGCAUAAUUAUCACAGUGUAACUAGUCAUUCUUUUCCAAUAUUAACGGACUCAAGGAUUUACCACGGUAACCACUAAAUUUAGUGCCAGAUUUCAACUAGGAGCAAAGAAUAAUAUGCAGUCCAGAGAAAA